Messenger RNA from Mya arenaria, 2678 nucleotides. RefSeq names its product E3 ubiquitin-protein ligase TRIM71-like. Gene Ontology annotation, molecular function: protein binding; zinc ion binding; ubiquitin-protein transferase activity. Gene Ontology annotation, biological process: positive regulation of DNA-templated transcription. Gene Ontology annotation, cellular component: chromatin; nucleoplasm. The record is from RefSeq and is a predicted model, not a curated record. Lineage: Eukaryota; Metazoa; Mollusca; Bivalvia; Myida; Myidae. The transcript has 4 exons. The coding region runs from base 18 to 2291 and encodes 757 amino acids.
UAACCGAUUUAACGAAAAUGUCUCAAAAUGCUCAAAUAAUACAGGACACCAUUGUCUUUAAGGGAAGAGAAUCACCUUGUAAGAAGACUGAAAAGGCGUACCGAGUUAAAGUCCGCGUGGUAUCUCCCUCCAGCAGACGGCCGGAACGCGCGCGCCAAAGAUCGCCUCGCAUUCAAGGCGCACGGAACGCGAAAGAUACAGCAAAUAAUAAGUACGGGCAGAACAUCCAUAGCGAAGCCAGUAAUAAAGUGCCAGUUAGUUUAAAAGACAACGGAACCGGAAACACCAAGAGCGGCGCACCCGACAGCUCCAAAGACGUCAAAGACUCUAAAUCUGUGAUGUCAAAGGCGGCUUCAACAACAAAGAACGGCGGGAAGCUUUCUGUAGCGAAGAAGGAAUUAAAAUGCGGGCUGUGUACCGACAAGUUUCACGAGCCCAAACUUCUCUCGUGCCUUCACUCGUUUUGUCAGAACUGUCUAAGGCGAUAUGUGGAAAAGGGGAAAUAUAAGAAAAGCUUUCCUUGCCCCCUUUGUUCCAGGAACAUCGAUAUACCGAAAAACGGCGGAGUCCGGUCCCUCCCGGCAAACAUGUACCUAGUGGCUAGCGAAAGCACGGACAAGGCGCCUCCAUGCGACAUUUGUGAUACGGGCGCCCGUGCCGCGGACCGCUGUCUGGACUGUGAAGAGAACAUGUGUACCAACUGCCUCUCUUAUCAUAACAAGAUGAAGGCUACAAGAGUACACAGGACCGCGCCCAUAAGCGACAACACAAAGUCCAAGGCGAAGAUCCAGCAGAAGCAGUAUUGUGACCAGCAUGAGCAAGAGGAGCUGCGGUUCUACUGCGUUCCCUGUGCCAAGAUUGUGUGCCGCGACUGCAAAACCAUCAACCACACCGUCCAUCAGACGCUUGAGCUCAAUGACGUGGCGGAGGGCCGGAAACGCGAUAUAGGAAAAUCCCUCCGCCAUACUAAAGAGUUUCUGCCAAAAAUCCAAGGGCAUAUUAAGACACUGACUGCGAUGGCCAAAAGUUUGGAAAAGAACACACAGGAAACGACCAAAGAGAUUAAAGGUCAAGCUAAAAAGCUUCAUGAAGAGAUAGAUCGUAUGGCGGCGGAAAUGAUUUCGGAGAUAAAACAGAAGAAUAAAGAAAUGGAGAACACCCUACAGAGGAACAUCCGGUCAGCGGAGGUCGUCUACGCCUCCAUGGAGUCCAUCAUACUGGCUGCUGAAUCAUUUAUGAAUGUUGGUAGCGACCAUGACGUCAUUGAGAAUUCGGUGAAUAUUAAGAAUAGAGUGGAAAACCUGCCGAAAGAGGUUCCCGGCGAAUCAGUUGAUUUUGUAGAAUUCAAAUUCAGACCGGGUCCCAUUCCAUCCACGGAUCUUUGGAUCUGUUUCGGAAAUUGGACCUCCGACGUUGCUGCCAGUGUGGCUAUCUCAAUUCCCCGCCAGAUAGGACCGGCCAUGGCUCUAAUGGUUAGGGAGCUGAGCUCUUUUGCCGUCCUUGGAGGCAAGGCUAUAAUAUCCAUCGCCCCCUCCAAAGACGGGAAUGCGUGGUUGUGUAACAGCUUGUCGGAACAUAUAUUCCUUUACACAAAGAGUGGCCAAUGCAGAACGCACGUCAAGGCUGGUUUUGAAGUCGGUGACAUCUACGUCGCCUCCGAUGAUACCCUUAUGAUGUCAUUUCCGUCGCAGAGGAAAAUACGUCGAAUGACCGGAAACGGACAAAUCACUGAUUUUGCCAACCUGCCAAUGUAUCCUGCAGGCCUUACACAGAUGGAAAGCGGGGAUAUCCUAGUAUGCGCUAUGGAGAAGCUUGGUGAAUCCGUUCGUGGCCCGGAUUCGAAAGGUGCCGUUUUGAGGGUGAACAACUUCGGCCGCGUUGAGAAAUUUGACAAGGAACGUAGAACAAAUUUGUUCACGCGCCCUAUACGAGUCACCGUCAACGCAAACAAGGAUAUUAUCGUCUCCGAAUGGGCGAAAGGAAACGACCACGUGGUUGCGCUCACAGCCGACGGUAAAAUGAAAUGGCAGUACCACGGACCGACGACGGUGGAACUAGCGCACACGUUUGUCCCCAACGCCCUGGCCACUGACAAAUAUUGCCAGAUUCUAAUCGCCGAUUCCCACAACCGCGCCGUGCACCUGGUCGACAAGGAUGGCCACUUCAUCAAGCUUCUACUGACGGAGAAGGACGGACUCGGGGAGCCGUGGUCGGUGGCUGUGGACAGCGAGGGCUUCCUCUGGGUCGGUGACACCGAGGGAAACGUCCGUGUCUACAAAUACAUGUCGUAAACUGCAUACACUCUGAGUUCUAUUUUAAAUAUACAUGUACUACGUAUGGAAUUGAAAAUAGUUUAUUUAUUGUACAUAACUUACGAAGUUCCUUGUUGAAAUUGUCUGACAUUUGGUUUUUGCAACAUGUACAACUAUAAUUAUCGUAGAUAAAAACAUUUCCGUUAAACACAUUUUCGUUCUGUCUUUCGGUUUUAAGUACUUUUUUCUAUUCUACGCUUCACAAUUUAAAGAAUGCGCACCUACAAAUGUUUUACCCGUUUAUUAUUAAAAUUAUUAAAAAAUCGGCAUUUUAACCAUCAUACACCAUAUUUACAUAUAGUUAAAAGAGCAGUGGUGUAGCUAUAAAUAGGCCUUGUAGGCCUGGGCCUACAACCUUUUUUUGAA